Molecule: messenger RNA, 888 nt
Organism: Ambispora leptoticha
Lineage: Eukaryota; Fungi; Glomeromycota; Glomeromycetes; Archaeosporales; Ambisporaceae
Source: the annotation of a GenBank genome assembly
AUGAGCAAUCAAGCCAAAGUCGCUAUUGUCACCGGCGCGAACAAGGGAAUUGGUUAUGCCAUAGUGCGUAAUCUCGCACUAUCCUAUUAUACUUCUUCGUCAUCAAAACACCCCUUCAUCAUCUAUUUAUCCGCUCGUAACGAAUCGCUUGGUAAAGCAUCAUUAGAGCAAAUAAGGCAAGAGUUCGUUGGGCGUAAAUUAUUGCAAAAUGAUGGUGGAAAUAUUGAUAUCAAAUUUUUGAAGAUUGAUUUGACAAAUAAAGAGACUAUUGACGUAGCGGCGGAGGUUGUGAAUCACGAGCACGGAGGUCUAGACAUUUUAAUAAAUAAUGCUGGAACGGCAUUUAAGGGUUCUGCAUUCGACUCGAACGUUGUGCGUACCACUUUAGCAACGAAUUUCUAUGGUACAUUGGAAGUGUGCAAUAAAUUCAUUCCAUUAUUUCGUCCAAAUGGUCGUUUGAUCAGUGUGUCAAGUGAAGCGGGAAGUCUUCGAAUUUUGAGCCCGGAACUUCGAAAAAAAUUCACAGACCCUGAAUUGGAUAUCGAUGGAUUGAUUAAACUGAUGCAAUUAUUCCAGGAUGCAGUCGAUCGUGGCACUUGGAAAGAAGAAGGCUGGCCCACACAAGCGUAUGCCAUCUCGAAAAUUGGAGUAACAUCAUUAAAUCGUAUCUUUGCAAGACACUUCAAAGCCGAAGGCAAAGAAAUUAUAGUCAAUGCUUGCUGUCCUGGCUGGGUGAAAACUGACAUGGCCGGUCCGCAUGCACUUUUGACACCUGAUCAAGGCGCCGAAACUCCGGUAUUUCUUGCUUUGGACGAAGAAACCGUACCAAAUGCACCAAAUGGAGAAUUAUGGAAAUCGAAACAAAUAAAAGAAUGGCACUUGUUAUAG